AUGGCCCCGGCCGUCGACUCGACAGCGCCGUUCCAUCGCUCCCAGUCCACCCCAGACCUGCUGUCCUCGCUGACCACACCCGCCCCGAGCCUGGCCGGUUCCCGCAGCGAUCACCGUACCUUGAGCCUCAAGAGCCUGCCGAGCUUGCCGGCAUUCGACGUGCCGUCCUUUGAUCUCGACAAUGACUUCGAGACGACCUUCCUGAGCAGCAAGGCCGCCCAGAACCUGCAAGUCCAGGAGGCGCCCGUCUCUUCUCCGGCCGCCGAGACGGGCCCGGCGCUCGCCAGCACCCCAGAGAAGCCGAGCCGGACCAUGUCCGUGGUGGAUCGCCGAAAGUCCUGGCUCCCAGGCUCGCGGUCCAGCCCCAACUUCAGAGAUCUGCUCGCAGGGGAGGAACAUGCUUUGCGGGAGGCUGGCGAGCCUGCCGAGUCGAUAUCGUUGGGCAGGGCAUACCAGGCCAAGGCUUUGGAAAAGACGAGGGCCGUGUCUGGGUCCUUUGCGAGCUUCGCCAGGCGGACGUGGAAGUCCGAUUCUAGGUCCCCAUCACCGAGACGGAGGAAGGAUAGGGACGACAGCCCGGGACAGCAGCGGCGAGAUCGGUCUGCCAGUGGUGGUUCUCCUGGACCCAAAGGCCUAUUCUCCCGCAAGCGCAUUGGCCCUCUGCCCGACCCUGGCGAUGAGAGCAGCCGCUCGACCGACUCGCUCACCAGUAGCACCGGCCGCGCUCUCAACCGGGCCAGCGUAUACCUGACCAAGCUUAAGGAGCGACCGCAGAGUAUGCUUAUAAGCAGGACCUUUUCCAGCUCGCCAGCAGUGCCGGAGAACCACAGCGAGCCCGAAAAGCAUGACGCGCCAGUGCUGCCCGCCCUCGAGGCUCUCUCAGACCUGGCCAACCCGCCGCGGAACUCGUCACACACUGAGGAGUCGUCGGGGAGCAGUGUCGACAGCGGCUCUGGCAGCACGGCUCCUGUCGCGUCUGAGACUGGAUCGCAGACCACGGCCGAGACGAAUCCCUCACAUGGGGCAUCCAGAGACCCUCUCUGGACGGCAUUCAAGGAUCUGGAGGAUGGCUACGCCACAUUCGCAUCAAAAACGACCACAGCCCAAAAAGUAGCCGUCGCUCGAACAUCCCUGUUCUUUUUCCUGCAGCAGUAUGCCCUCGACACGACACACAAGGUGAAGAAGCUCCUCUCGACACAGGACUUGGAGCGCCGGACCGGCAUCUACGACAAAUGGUGGAAUGGCCUACUGGACCUGCUUGAGGGGCCCAUCAACAGCGUUGGCGGCUUCACUGGCAAUUCGGCGUCCAUCCAGCACAUGCAGCCACUGGCAGGUGUCGAGCGGCCAGCCAUCCUCGAGGCGCUGACCAUGGUCAUGAUGCGGCCGGAGUGGCGCAUGUGCACGACCGUCUUCCGCCCCCUGACUGAGCGGUCACCGGCCGAGCGCGUCCGGCCCCGGUCCAGCUCAAACGACUCCGGAUCCUUCGGAGCGGCCAACCUGGCCUUCUUGGCCGAGUCUGCAGAACACAACAUCCGCAACAUGUUUGUGGCCAACCUGCUCCGACAGAUGAUCGUCGUGGUGGACAAGAUGUCUCUGCGGCACACUCCCUCGUCCCUCGUCAACUUUGCGGGCAAGGCCUGCGCUUACGCAUUCUUUUUCGUCCCGGGUAUCGCAGACGUGCUGGUGCGCCUGUGGGCCCUGGACCGGCACCCCGACUCGUUGCGACGCAUGGCCGACGCCUUUGGCCUGCCGCGGCGGAGCAAGGGCGAGAGCGACGACAUCAUAGCGCUCUUCCCGCCCACCGUCGGCCCGCUGGGCUGGACGUCUGUCCAGGCCAUGACGAGUCGGCUACGGCGGCCGGCGAAGCUGCCGCUCCAGGUCGCCAAGAUCCAGUGGCACGGUCCCUGGAUGUCGAGGUGGCGCGGCGGAGAUACCGAUCUCUUCUUUGUCUUUUGCAAGUACUAUUUCAUUCUGGCCGACGAUUUCAUGCCCGCCGAGCUACCCCUGGUCGAGAAGGCCCGGGCGCCGGCCUUUGUACUACUCCACGCCCACCUCUUGAACAUUCUGGAUAGCACUAUCCACCGCCAGGCCGCGGUGGAGGCCAUGAUGGGCCCGCAGAUGGCGGACGCCGCGCACGGUGCCGACGCGUCGCUGACGACGCUGCCUGCCAUGCUGCCCAGCAACAUCCUCCGGGGCAUGGACGAGAACCGCAUGGUUCUCCUGCUCAAGGAUUUCCUCUCGCUGGACGAGGCCGUCGUCGGCGGCGCCGGCCACACCUUUGCCGAGUCCUUCAUGACCGUGCUGGGUGCCGUGACGAAAAGGAUCUCCAAGUACGACCACAGCGCGAGCUACCUCUUGUGCGACUUCCUCCAGGAGACGCUGAUCGCGUACGAUUCGUAUUACGGCUACACCUUCCCCAUGCCGGGAGCGGCCGACGCCGAGUCGAAGCCCGUCGACUACGUGGACUGGACGUUUUGGUUCGGCGUGUGCAGGAUGAUCCUCGACUCUAACAACACCAUGUCGGAAAUUCGACUGUUGACUUUUCUCUUCGGCGGGUGGGACAUCAUCGCGGCCGACCCGGCGAGGAAGGAGGAGCUGUGCAUCAACUGGCUGCUGAGCGAGGAGGUCUUUGAGAAGUUCUUCAACAACUGGUGCCCGAUGGUGCGGGCGUACUACAUGCGCCUGCUCUGCUGGAGGGUCUGCCGAGACCCCGGCAGCGCCAACGAGCUGGACGCGAGGAUCUUCCUGCUCGUCUCGGAGCGCCUGGGGACGGUGUGGUCGCACUACCUCUGGCUCAAGCAGAACGCGGACAACCAGGGCGCGAUGCCGCCUUCGACGGCGCCCUCGCUGCCGCAGCCGGGCAAGCGGUUCAUGAUCAUCCGCACCGAGGUCGGGGUGCCGCAGCACGGGCUCCUCGCCGGCUUCGACCAGACGUCGUGCGCCAUGGGCCGGUCCGCGGCCAUUAGCCCCCGCGAGCAGCAGCACUUUGCCGGGCUGGGCAUCUCGGACGACGGCGGCGGCAAGGACUCGGAGAACGGCGGCUCGUACAAGAAGAAGUGGUCCCUCCUGGGCAAGGCCCUCAGCUUCAGCUCCGCCAAGCCCAGCGGCGGCGGCACAGCCACCAGCGCGAAGCCUACCACCUACGAGGAGGAGUUGGAAAAGGCCCGCAGGGACACGGCGGCCUCGCGGACGCGGCAGCCGGGCCAGCAGGUCUCGUCGGGGGCCCCGCUGCCGCCACCCAAGUCGGCCGUGUCGCCCGUCUCGGACGCGUCGUCGACGGGGUCGUCGCCCGUCUUUGACGCCGCGCAGUUCGUGUUCAAGUUCAUCCUGCACAACGUGCCGUGGCAGGGCGCGCUGCGGGACCGCAUCCUCACGCGCCCCCGGCUGCCGGCGCCGGCGCAGGCCCGCGUCAGCGCCCGCGGACCGGGGCGGGGUAGGAGCGACAGCCCGCCUCCGCCGCCGCCGGGCUUGCCGCCCAUCACGCGCAGGCACUCGGGGCACAUGCUCACUGGCCUGAUCAGCGGGGCUAGGAAUGCCAACCCGGCGGACUCGGUCUCUGAUGACGACGGGAGGAGCAGCCUGUCGUCGUCGUCGAGGGCGAGCGUCGGGUCGCGGUCCGUCAGCGACGGGUCUGUCUCGUCGUCGCGCGGGACUACUACUUCGUUCGGGGCGGAUGUCUUGGGAGGAGGAGGAGGAGAGGACGACGAAGCGAGGCGGUUCUCGCCGCUGCAGCCCUCGCCGGCGAUCUGGGACAUGGACAGCGAGCGCGAGGCGCGGGAUCGGCAGCAGCAGCAGCAGGUCGGCAGCAGCGUCGGCGUCAUCCGGCCCGUCAAGCCGGCGGGCAUCUACGCGACGAGCUCGCGGUACGCGGGGCGGGCGCUGGCCGAGUGGAGCCUCGUCGUCAACGAGUGCAACUCGUUUAUCGACCGGCGGCGGGACGAGGGCGUGCUGGGCCUCAGCGAGGUCGAGGUGCCGACGCUCGGGGUGGAGAACAUGCGGAGGCUGAACUGA
This is a messenger RNA of Thyridium curvatum, 4011 nucleotides long. RefSeq lists its product as uncharacterized. The coding region runs from base 1 to 4011 and encodes 1336 amino acids. The record is from RefSeq and is a predicted model, not a curated record. The transcript has a single exon. Lineage: Eukaryota; Fungi; Ascomycota; Sordariomycetes; Thyridiales; Thyridiaceae.